GUGUGUGUGUGUGUGUGUGUGUGUUUUCACCUUGUCUGGGUGUGUCCCUCUAAAAGCAGCAGGUACUGCAGCAGCUCCUCUGUUUGUGCUGAGAUACUUGAACCGUCCAGGAUGCAUCUGUUCGCCUUGAAGUCGUUUCUGCUUUUGCUCCUUUUCACCGGACGCUGCGCACCGCAGGAUAUUCUGCCGGUCGGUCCAGUCAACGCAAUUUUGGGUACAAAUGUGACUCUGACAACGCUGGUUGAUAAACCGAGCUACGCCUUCAUAACCUGGAAUUUCAGCGACGGGAAGGAGCAGGACCAUAUCGCCACUCUAGGUACAGCAGGGCUGAAGGUGAACGCACCUUAUGAGGGAAGAGUGUCCAUUAACGCCACCAGCGGCGCCCUGAGCCUGUCCUCCCUGAAGGUAUCGGACAGCGGGGAUUAUAGCAUCAGCAUCAUAGCGCCUGAUGCCACGACGAAUACUGCAGAAAUCAAACUCCAAGUUCUGGAGCCGAUUUCGGAUGUGCUCAUCAAGUCAGACAUCUCUGAAGCAUUCGAACACAACAGCACAGUGGUUCUUAACUGCUCUGCUAAAGGCUCCGUCCUCAAGUUCACCUGGACCAGCGGCUCCACGCCGAUAGUGGCCGACGGCAAGCGACUGACGCUGAAAGACGAGGAAGCGUCCAGUAUGCUGACCAUCACUGGCAUCCUCAGGACAGAUCUGGUCGGUCCUAUCUACUGCACAGCUGCUAACCCUCUGGAGAUGGAGAAGAGCCCCGCCUUCAACCUCACCGUCUACUAUGGACCAGAUGAAGUCACCAUCAGUCCUGCCAAGUUUCCAGAGUACAUCAGGUCCAAGUCCGACUUCAACCUGACCUGCUCGGCCCAGUCCUACCCGGCCCCUCAGUUCUUCUGGUACCAUAAGGAGGACCUGAUGGAGGUGCCGGGCCCCAUCCUCACUCUGUCGGACAUCGAAGCUUACGGACUCGGGAUGGAAAAGGACGAGUACACCUGCAGGGUCAAGAAUAUCAAGACCGGGCGCAUGGUCUCCUCUGCUCCGGUUGCCUUCGCUGUGAUAGAGGCCGUCACGGGCGUUAAUAUCACCGGUCCGACUGAAGUACUCAUCGCCGGCAACAGCACGGCCAACCUGACCUGCCAGGCGGCGGCGGGCUCCGUGAAGACCACGACCUGGCUGAAGGACGGCAAACCGCUGACUGCCAGCCCCCGCGUGGUCUACUACAACAACAUGAGCUCCGUGUUCUUCAACAUGCUGCAGAAAGAGGACAAUGGGAAGUACAUGUGUCUGCUCGGCAACCCCAUCAACACCGCCGAGGCCGUCUACACCAUGGUGGUCAACUUUGGUCCUGAGCCGGCGUCGGUGAGAGGUGAAGAUGCCGUAGAGGUGACCGAAACCGUGACGCUCACCUGCUCCGCCAAGUCUGUCCCUCCCUCCACCUACAUCUGGAAGUUUAACAGCUCGGAAACUAAAAUCAAAACAGCGGAGUACGUCAUCGAGAAGGCCAUGUACAAAGACACGGGAACAUACACCUGCAUGGCGUACAACAACGUCACCGGGAAGACCAGCACAGCCAGCCACUUCCUGUCUGUCAAAGAGGAGGGAGCGUUGGAUGAAGGUCUCUCAGACGGAGCCAUCGCUGGAAUCGUCAUCGGCGUCCUCGUUGCUCUCGCAGCCGCCAUCGGCUUAAUCUUCUACUGCCGACAGAAAGUACCGGUCGAGUCGCCGUACUAAAGAAGUCCUGCUCUGCUGGCCUGAACAUCAUUUAGUUUCCCUUGAUUUCCUUGUGCAGGCUGGAGGAGGAGGAGGAUCCGGCUGGUUUCCUGUGAAGCCUUCGUCCGACCAGCCAUCCCAUCAUCCGCCUCUCUCCUCCAUUCCACCCAGACCCUGGAUCCAGGUUUGGACUGUGAGCUGUUAUUGUUGAUCUGAUUUAUUAGUUUUUGGAGCUUUUUUAUCCCGAAUGGAUCAUCUCCUCCUCCUCUUCCUCCUCCACCUGCCGUCAACAAGCGUCCUCCUUCAGCUUUUGUCUCGCUUCCUUUUGGGGGAAGCUCCUCGUCUCGUGGUCCGAAGCUGACGGACUGACGGCUGAUGAGUGACUCUCUUUAUCCUGCUGGAAACCUGAGGACACACGAGGCCACACAUGUAGACGUUCAGGUUCACAAAAAUGCUGUGGUUUGUUUCAUGUCGCUGUCUGUCCCAGGCGGGUGGAGCGUCGACCUUUGGAGCUUCAUUGGAUCCAGAAUAUCUCAGUUUGUUGGUUUCUAACACGUUUUCACUCGAGGUUUUUCUGUGUUUCCUAUUUGUUCACUGAGGUUAUUUCAAAACUUUACUGCCGUUUUUCUAAUAUUUCUGUUUUCACAGAUCUUUGCAAAAAUAAGAUCGCAAUUAAAUUUUUUUUAUUAACUGGCA
This is a messenger RNA of Amphiprion ocellaris (clown anemonefish), 2406 nucleotides long. RefSeq names its product carcinoembryonic antigen-related cell adhesion molecule 5. The record is from RefSeq and is a predicted model, not a curated record. NCBI's taxonomy places the organism in Eukaryota, Metazoa, Chordata, Actinopteri, Pomacentridae. The transcript has 10 exons. The coding region runs from base 112 to 1731 and encodes 539 amino acids.